Molecule: messenger RNA, 1105 nt
Organism: Seriola dumerili (greater amberjack)
Lineage: Eukaryota; Metazoa; Chordata; Actinopteri; Carangiformes; Carangidae
Gene: prdx5
Product: peroxiredoxin 5
Exons: 6
Coding region: 272-844 (190 amino acids)
Biological process (GO): hydrogen peroxide catabolic process; cellular response to oxidative stress; cell redox homeostasis
Cellular component (GO): peroxisome; cytoplasm; mitochondrion
Molecular function (GO): thioredoxin peroxidase activity
Source: RefSeq, a predicted model, not a curated record
GCUAGCAGAUGGCGCAGUAAAUAAAAAGAUUUAGCAGGCCCAAAUCUGGACGCUAGGUUAAGUCCCAACAGCCAAAUUCGAUGUGGGACAGCACUGCAGGUGACUGUAGUAAGUUGGAGUGACAAAAACGCAAAGUCAGGGUGAGGUGUGUGUGUGUGACAGGGAGAGAGAAAGAGAGAGAGGAAGAGCAGAAACGCGACUCGCCGCCCCACGUCCCACAAACCUACCGUAAGAUUGUACCCACCGCUAGCACGUUAAAUAGCGAGCUAAAAUGCUUUCCGUUACAGCCUCUCUCACCAAAAGCACCCGUGUCGUCCAGAGCGUGAGGCUGCUACACGUCUCUUCUGUCGCCAAGAUGCCAAUUAAGGUUGGUGAACAGCUCCCCGCAGUCGAGGUCCAGGAGGGGGAGCCAGGAAAUAAAGUGGCAAUGGAUCAGCUCUUUAAGGGGAAGAAAGGAGUCCUCUUUGCUGUACCUGGAGCGUUUACACCUGGUUGUUCCAAGACUCACCUCCCAGGUUUUGUGCAGCAGGCUGCGGACUUGAAGAGUAAAGGUAUACAGGAGGUGGCAUGUGUUUCUGUCAAUGAUGCGUUCGUCAUGGCUGCGUGGGGAAAGGAGCACGGAGCCGAUGGGAAGGUUCGAAUGCUGGCUGAUCCUACUGGAGCAUUUACAAAGGCAGUUGACCUGUUACUUGACAGUGAUCAGAUUGUGCAGGUACUUGGGAAUAAGCGAUCUAAGAGAUAUUCUAUGUUGGUGGAAGAUGGAGUUGUGAAGAAGAUCAACGUGGAGCCUGAUGGCACCGGUCUGACCUGCAGCCUGGCCUCCAAUAUUCUGUCUGAGCUGUAGGCUUAUUCAGAGCUGAACAAACCCAACUGCAAACCCGAGUUAUUGUAAAAGUUGCACUAACACACCCGGUCCCGACUCCUUCACGCUUCCUCCUUUUCCCAAAGAUGGAUGCAAGUGUCAUGUAGAUGCUAGUGUCAUAAAACACAGCUGGAAGGUAAUUAAUGCGCACAACUAUGACAUGAACGGCACUCUAAAGGAACUUGCACCAACCUCUGUGUACUGUUAUUUGUGAGUAAAUAAAAUCAUCCCUGAAAGCAAUAA